AUGUUGCGAUGGAAGCUUCCUCCAACGGGCAUGAUUAAGGUGAACAUGGAUGCCGGUGUAGACAAAACUCAGUGCAAAGUGGGGCCUGGAGUGGUUUUUCGCGACGAUGUCGGAGUAGCUGUUGCGUCAUCUUCUACUCCAAUUUCUGCCUGUUUUGAUUCUCGUGUGGCGAAAGCGGCAGCUUUGCUGGAAGUCAACUACUGUCCAAGAAUAACUAAUGGGACUAAACAUACUUUAGCUAAGCUUGCCAUUUCGAUGGAAGGCACCACUGUGUGGUGCCGAGUCAUGGAUAUGUUUAGAGAAGGAGGUUCUACCACCAGACCUCCCAUGCUUGAAGGGGCUAACUAUCCUUAUUGGAAAACAAAGAUGAGAGCUUAUCUUAAAUCUGUAGACGAACGAGUUUGGAUGGCUGUUUCUGAGGGUUGGACUCCUCCUACUGAGAUUGUUGGAAAUGUUGAUAUUGCUAAGGCUGCGAGCAAGUGGACGACUGAUGAAAUUGAGAAUGCCAACUUUAACUCUAAAGCUCUCAAUGCCAUUUUCAAUGCUGUUUCUGCUAAUCAGAUGAAAGUGGUUGCAAAUUGUGAGAUUGCUAAGGAAGCUUGGGAUAAGUUGAAGAUCAAGAAUGAGGGUACUUCGGCUGUCAAGAAGUCAAGACUGAGAUCCUUAGCUAGAGAAUUCGAAAAUCUUACCAUGGAUGAAGAAGAUUCGAUUGCUGAUUUCCAUGCUAAGUUGUGUGAUAUUUCUAAUGAGUCUUAUGCUCUGGGAGAGACUUACACCAACGAUAAGCUUGUUAGGAAGGUUCUUGGGUCUCUUCCAAGGAGAUUCAAAGCCAAACUCACAUCUAUUGAGGAGGUGCAUGAUGUUGAAGAUAUGGAUCUGGAUGAACUGAUUGGUUCUCUACAGAAUUAUGAAUUAACCCUCAAAAGAUGGAGUAAGGGAAAGAAAGUGAAAGACAAGGAAACUGAGAAGGCUGGAGGUAGUUUGGCUUUUGUGUUAAAAGAAACUCAUGACCAAGAAGGAGAUAUGUUUGAUACAUUAACAGAAGAGAAAGCUGAAUGUGCUAACACUCAGAAAAAGAAGAAGAAGGCUCUUGUUACAACUUGGAGUGACAGUGAAGAAGAGAAAGAUGGGAGUUGCAGUGAGUUUUUAGAUCAUGAGAAAAAUGUCAUUACUUUUCUGGCCAAAGAAGAGGAAGUUGAAAAUGAAGUUAGGGAUAAUGAGAGCAGCUGCUCUGAAGCUGACAGUCUCGAUCAGCAAACUGCUUAUGAGCAAAUGUAUCAACAGUGGCUGACUAUGGUUCAAAAAGUAAAACUCCUUGAAGAACGAAAUACCUCUCUUAACAUGACCAACUCCAAGCUUGAAGCUGAGAUAAAACACUUGACCGAAGAAUUAGAAAAGAAUGAAGAGAAGUUGUAUGUUGUUCAAGCUGAUCUCGUUCGAGCCAAACAAUCUUUAGAAUCAAUACCUCCAGGAACAGCUGCCUUAAAUCAUCAGCUUCAUCUUCAGAAACCCUAUGGAGAAAUGACAUCUAUUGGUUACAAGCUGUUAUACAAAAAGGGAGACAACCUUACCAUUGGUGAAUCUCUUGGUUCAUCUGCUGCAGAUAAAACACACACUAUUAUUGAUGAUUCUGGCAGAAGUCAAGUUAGUACAUCUAGAUCACCUCUUGCUGAAAGAAAAGAGUAUAAGGAGGUUUGGAGACCAAAGCUAACGAGCUACUCUCAGGAAGAUAAAGUUAUUUUUGUUCUAGUAGCUCAUACAUCUCUUUCUGCUUUUAAGGAUGAUCAGUGGUACUUUGAUAGCGGAUGUUCCAAGCACAUGAUUGGCAACAAACAGUUAUUGAAUAACUACAAAGAAGGGACUGAAGGACUGGUCACGUUUGGAGAUGGCAACAAGGGAGCAAUUCUUGGGAGAGGAGAUCUUGUGCUUAAAAAUCUUCCUGUGGUCAAAGAUGUGCUUUAUGUUAAGGGAUUGAAAGCAAAUCUCUUAAGCAUAAGUCAGCUGUGUGAUGAUCACUAUACUGUGAAUUUUUCCAAGUCCACAUGUCUUGUAAAGUCUACUGAUGGGUGUUCUGUCUUGUCUGGAACAAGGUCUAAUGAUAACUGCUACAUGCUGAACAAUACUGAUGUGUGCUCUAGAGUUUCAUUAGAUAAGUCUGACUUAUGGCAUUAUAGACUUGGUCAUCUGAAUUACAGAGAUUUAAGGAAGUUGGUUAAACUUAAGGCUGUGAGAGGGGUUCCUGAUUUCAAAGUUAGCAGAGAACGUGUGUGUGGUCCUUGUCAGCAAGGCAAACAAGUGAGAUCUUCUCAUUCUCCUAUUAAGAUGCUUCUCACGAAUAGAGCUCUUGAGUUGUUACACAUUGAUUUGAUGGGUCCUAUGCAGACAGAAAGUCUCAAUGGAAAAAGAUAUGUGAUGAAUGAAAAAGUCUUAAAGAUAACUAAAGUGUUUAGACUCAGGAGCGACCAUGGCAAAGAGUUUGAAAAUGCUUUAUUCGCUGAAUUUUGUGAUCACAUGGGCAUUGCACAUGAAUUUUCUGCUCCAAAAACUCCUCAGCAAAAUGGAGUUGUAGAACGCAAGAACAGAACUCUUCAAGAAAUGGUCAGAGUUAUGUUGAAUGCCAAAGGGAUUUCUCAAAGAUUUUGGGCAGAAGCAAUUAACACUGCAUGCUACAUUAGUAAUCGUGUGCAUCUCAGAACUGGAACUACUCAAACAACUUAUGAAUUGUGGGAAGGUAAAACUCCUAAUCUGAAUUACUUGAAGAUUUUUGGUUGUACCUGCUAUAUUUUGAAUGAUAGAGACUACCUUGGAAAAUUUGACUCCAAGAGUGACAAAGGUAUGUUUCUCGGAUAUUCUCCUAAUAGUCGUGCAUAUCGUGUGUUUAAUAAACGAAAUAACACUGUCAUGGAGUCUGUCAAUGUUCGUUUUGAUGACACAGAGGAUUUGUCAGAUGAUCUUGAUAAUGAUGAGGAUGGUUCAAUAUCUGCCUUGGUACCUCAUUCACAAGUUCUCAUGCCUAAUAUUUCCAGUUCACCCUCAUCGUCUUCCUCUACUGAUCAUACAGAGCCAUCUGGAGAAUCUGAAGAUAUGGUUGUUGAUAGUCCAGAGUCUGAACAGUCAGUUGAAUCUUCUCAUCAACUUUCACCAGCCAGGCUAUACAAAAAGGGGCCUCCAUCAUGGAUUCAAAAAGCACACCCUCCUACUGUUGUCAUUGGUGAUCCUUCAGCUUCUAUGGUUACCAGAAGAAAGGUUGCCAAUGAAAUCUCUCAUUUGUGUUAUCUGUCUAACAUUGAGCCAAAGAAUGUCAAACAAGCUCUUUCUGAUGAGCAUUGGGUUGCAGCAAUGCAUGAAGAACUUUUACAGUUUGAAAGAAAUGAAGUAUGGGAUUUGGUGGACAGACCAGAAGGGAAGAAUAUUGUAGGAACAAAAUGGAUUUUGAAGAACAAAUUGGAUGAGUUUGGAACUGUUACUAGAAACAAAGCUCGUCUUGUUGCUCAAGGAUACAAAUAG
Humulus lupulus (European hop) is the source of this 3507-nucleotide messenger RNA. RefSeq lists its product as uncharacterized. Lineage: Eukaryota; Viridiplantae; Streptophyta; Magnoliopsida; Rosales; Cannabaceae. Gene Ontology annotation, biological process: DNA integration. The transcript is spliced from 6 exons. The coding region runs from base 1 to 3507 and encodes 1168 amino acids. The record is from RefSeq and is a predicted model, not a curated record. Gene Ontology annotation, molecular function: nucleic acid binding.